Messenger RNA from Cucurbitaria berberidis CBS 394.84, 890 nucleotides. RefSeq lists its product as uncharacterized. The transcript is spliced from 4 exons. Gene Ontology annotation, molecular function: nascent polypeptide-associated complex binding. Gene Ontology annotation, cellular component: mitochondrial outer membrane. NCBI's taxonomy places the organism in Eukaryota, Fungi, Ascomycota, Dothideomycetes, Pleosporales, Cucurbitariaceae. Bases 125 to 613 code for a protein of 162 amino acids. The record is from RefSeq and is a predicted model, not a curated record.
GAUUACCUCUUGUUCAUCACUGAUCUGCAUCAAGCGCGCUACUCAGCCAUCUUUACUUCUUCGCGCAUCUCAACAGAGAAACUCACCAGCUCGAAUUUCUCAAUAACGAAGCUACAUAGUCACCAUGUCGUACGCGGAUAUUGCUGCCAAGGGCCCGAAGCAGAGCCCCGAGGAUGCUCGCGCGCCCGCCCAAGUGGAGGUAGAGCACUCUGACGAGAGCGUGCAUUCUCUGAUCGACGUUGAUAGCCCGCAUAUCUCGUCGGUGCCCUCCGACUACGAGUCACAAUCUGUUAAGACCGAUACGCAAGCUGAGCGCAUCGAGCGAGAAGAAGAGAUCAAGGAGACGGCGAAGGACCUCAAGCACAAGGCUGCCGCCAAGGCACAGUCGGCCAAGGACAAGGCGAGGAGGAAUGCUGAUAACCCGGUCGUAAUAAGCAACGCCGUUGGCCUUGCACUCGUUGGUGGCAUCCUUGGAAUUGGCGCAUACAGGAAGUAUGUGCGCGGAGAGUUGACCGGCAAGGUUGUCGCGGCCUGGGCCGGUGUUGUUGGGCUUUUCGCGGUCGGAGAUUACUACGUCAGCCAGUACUUCUUCAAGCGCAACCCGCCGAAGUAGAUAGCGCCCUCCCGGGACGCUUAUGUCGAUCCGUUCCAUUACUCCUCUCUCGGCUUCUCCACGACUGAUCUGCGAUAGAUGGUGGAUUGCUGGAUAUGAUUGAUCGAAUCGUCUCAUUUCUUUUCUGGCGGUAGUACUACAGCAAGCAUAGGCCUCUCUAGUCGGUUCAAACUCGGGAUGUGUUGCCUUGGACGGGCCCGCUUCUGUAUAUAUGAGAUUCACGUUGCAACAAUACCCAUUCAGAUAACACUUCCUAAAGCGCUUUUAGGAGAGCCGA